Rotaria sp. Silwood2 is the source of this 1326-nucleotide messenger RNA. The record is from the annotation of a GenBank genome assembly. Lineage: Eukaryota; Metazoa; Rotifera; Eurotatoria; Philodinida; Philodinidae.
AUGCGUUUAUUCUUAAAUCAAACUGAUCAAAUGCCAACAGCUUCGAAAGUAUUUUCUGAUCAUGAAAGUGAUGAAUUUGAUGAUGAUGAUAAUGAAAUGAUGGUAGAUUAUUCUAAUAAUCAUCAUCGUCAAACAACAACAACGCAAAAAAAAUAUAACAAUCGAUCAACAACAUCAUCAUCAAAACGAAAUGGUCGAAAAUCAAUUUCAAUUAAAAGACGAUCAAAUAUUAAACGAUCAAGUAAAUCAAUUCAUACAUAUGAUGAAUUUGAUGCAUAUGAUAUUGAUGAUGUUAAUCAUAUGGAUCCGAAUCAAAAUUCUGGUCAACGUCAUGCAGCUAAUUUACGUGAAAGAAAACGUAUGCAAUCAAUAAAUGAUGCUUUUGAAGGUUUACGUACACAUAUACCUGUACAUCCAUAUGAAAAACGUUUAUCAAAAGUUGAUACACUUCGUUUAGCUAUUGAUUACAUAGCUUUUCUUAAUCGUUUAUUAAGUAGUACAUCACAAACAGAUUCAAUACAUCCAUUACCUCAACCGUCCCAUCGUUUUCGUUCACAUCCAUCUCAUCCUCAUGGAAAUAAUUGUCCUGUAUUAACAAGAAAAAAAAUUGUUCUUGAUUGUACACCAAUAGCUAAUGACGAUAAUGAUCAAGGACAAAGUAUUAUGGGUCAUUCUCUUUCAUGGUAUGAUGCAUCAUUACAUCAUUUGGUUCAUCAUUCAUCUGUUGUUGCACCUGGUUGUAAUAUCUAUCAUUCGGACAUUGUUGUUAUUACUGCUGAUGUAUGGAUACCUGAAAUGCUAUCAUCACCAAAUUCAACUCCAGCAUGUUCAACUAUUCCAAUUAAUAUUUCAACAAUAAAUAACCAUUUAUCGGCUCCUAUUUGUCAUAGUGAUAAUAGUAAUAAUGAUGAUAAUGAUGAAGAAAAUGUAAAUUCAACUGAUUUUAAUUCGAAUCAUUUACAAGAAAUUCCAUCACAAUGGAAUAUGUCAAUCAAUGGAAAUGAUUUUUUGCCUGUUUAUAAUCAUCAUCAACAACAACAACAGCAGCAGACAACAAUUUAUGAAGAUGAUCAUGUUUGGUAUGAACGAUUGAGAUCGAUGGCAACAUCAAUUGGUAGUGAAAAACAAUCAUCUUCCGAUUCAUCAUCGAAUGACAUUCAACAACAUCAUCAAUUAUUCGAUGUUUAUUCUCAACAUCUUCCACCACCAAUGAUGACCACAGUUAGUAUUGAUCCACAUAUGAACUAUUAUUCAACAAAUCAUGCUUUUGAUCAUUAUCAUCAUCAUCAUCAUAUACCUGAAUAUCAGACAAUGUUUUCAUUUUGA